Messenger RNA from Mugil cephalus (flathead mullet), 2919 nucleotides. It is a transcript of the gene senp2, whose product is annotated as SUMO specific peptidase 2. Gene Ontology annotation, cellular component: nucleus. NCBI's taxonomy places the organism in Eukaryota, Metazoa, Chordata, Actinopteri, Mugiliformes, Mugilidae. The record is from RefSeq and is a predicted model, not a curated record. Gene Ontology annotation, biological process: protein desumoylation. Bases 149 to 1975 code for a protein of 608 amino acids. Gene Ontology annotation, molecular function: deSUMOylase activity. The transcript is spliced from 17 exons.
UCCGUCGUAUUUGAGCACUGCUGCUAAGGCUAGGCUAGGGUAAUGGUAGGCGGUGUGUCGUACAUAGCCCGUUUGACAUCUUAACUGUGGAUAAAUAGUCCUGGCCCGCGUAGAAGACCUCGCUACACUUUUCUCGUAUUUGUCUGGGAUGUAUGGAUGGAUAGCUGACGGAAUCUCGUCGCUGUUUGAGCCCGUUACGAGGCAAAAUCCGUCCGAGUUGCCAGUGAAAGGUAACCUUAGCGACGGGGAACCCACGCCGGCAGCACGGCGGCAGGAGAGCCACCACAGAGCGGCGAAACGGAACUACCAGAGUGUGCAUGUUGCAGACGGUGUGUUGCAGGGUGACCAGGUAGAGGUCAAAAGACGCAAGCGAGAUGUAGUAAUCAGCUUCGUGAAGAAGACUGUAGCUGGCGUGGCAGGUCUGCUCGGGCUGCGCACACCCCUGACGACCAAGUGUGAAAAGCCCUAUCAAUAUGAAGAGUCACAGCCUGUCACACUGAUGGGAAUAGAUGAGCUCCAGUCCUCAUUGCUGAACAGAAGUGAAUGGAGAAUGGAUAAACCAGUAGGUGGAGUAAACGACAGGGGCGGGAAGAACCCCUUUCAGAGCUCUUCACCUCCUUUAAUGAGAAAGUACAGUGGGACAGCGCUCUCUGCAGGGCUCCCAGACAGAGCGAAGGACAGGGACAGGGAGAGGAGAGGCUCCCUCCAGUUGUUGCCCCCCAGGCCUGCUCUCAGAGUGGGAACUGCUAAUCCUGAUCCAACAUGCAAUGGGUUUGGACACAACCGCUGCUACAAGCCCAGUCUAACUGUGGAAGAGGCCAUAAAGCAGAAUAAUAAGGAGCACUACAGGCGCCUGUUAGAGAUGGUGACAGAGAAAUACAGCAAAAGCCAACCACUACCUUUCAACCAAACAAAACCACAAGAUGAGUCAGUGUCACAGGGUGAUCACAAAACUGCUGCUUCAGGAAAAACCUUUGAAUCGGUGUCCAGAAGGACGGCCUUCCCAGCUGCACCAAGUGUGUUCACAUGGAGAAAUCCAUCUGCAACAAAGGACAGGUGGGGUGGCUUGACUUUUAGUAAGUCAUUUAAUGGAGCUUUUGACGACACACAGCCUGUCAGAGGUGCAAAGCAGAAACCUGCCGCAGAGUUGGACCUUUCUACUGAAGUCGCUACCCGCCUCAGUCUCGUGGACAGAGACGCUCCUGCCGUCGGCCAGACCGACACGCACUCUGCACACACAGCACAUGCAAGACACAGUGAUGAAGACAUACCGAGGCUGACUAAAGAGAUGGCAGCGGAGGUGAGUGGAGCCCUGGCUCAGAGCGACCCCAACCUCGUGCUAAGUGCAGCUUUCAAACUCCGCAUCACACAGAGAGACCUGGCCACGCUGCAGGAGGGCGGCUGGCUCAACGACGAGGUCAUAAACUUCUACCUUUCCCUGGUCAUGGAGCGCUGCUCCAGCAAAGCGGGACAAUUGAAGGUCUACUCCUUCAGCACCUUCUUUUUCCCAAAACUGCGAGGAGGAGGAGGAGGAGGAGGAGGGCAGGCUGGAGGACACGCUGCUGUGAAGCGCUGGACCAAGUCAGUUGACCUCUUUCUUUAUGACCUCGUUCUGGUCCCUCUGCAUCUGGGCGUCCACUGGGCGAUGGCUGUGAUAGAUUUUAAGUCAAAGACAGUGAAGUCAUACGACUCCAUGGGCCAGAGACAUGAUGACAUCUGUAGUCUUUUACUACUGUACCUUAAAGAGGAGCACAAAGCAAAGAAAGACAGGGAGCUGGACAGUGUUAAAUGGACGGUUGGGAGUUUGCGGCCCGGUGAAAUUCCUCAGCAGAAAAAUGGAAGCGACUGUGGAGUUUUUGCCUGUAAAUACGCUGACUAUAUUGCAAAAGGAAAGCCUCUCACCUUUAAACAGUGCCACAUGCCUCUCUUCAGGAAGUUAAUGAUGUGGGAAAUCCUCAAUCAGAAGCUGCUCUAAAGGAAUCGCAAUAAACUCAAUUAACAAGAGACUUUUGUCCACACAACUGACGUUUGUGUGUAGCGACUACAUGUUGAAGAUAAAAAAAAGGGCCAAAGAAGAGGACUUGCUUCUCUCAUCUGGAGAAGUCAAACACUAGUCUUAAGAACUCAAUAUGUCUUUGACCUGCGAGCGACAUAUUAACAAUUUGUAUUCUCUGAGUUGUAAUUAGAGACGUUUAUGGGAUGAUGUAAGAAGCAUUUGUCUUACACAAACUUUGGCACUACUGACUGAAUGGCUUUUUAUUGACUUUGGAUUGUAUUUUUUUUUUUAUUUUUUUCUGUUUGAAGUACUGCCUGAAGUGCCUUCAGCCCCUGCAGCUUAGAGCAUGCUUUUGUCUUUUGGUAUGUUACUUUAUUUACAACUUAUCAUCAAUUCUGAAGAGUUUGGAUCUGAAUUCAUUCAACCGGAUUGUUGCAGGUCAAUGAUAUGGGGGGGUGUAGUUUGCAGUGGUCAACAGAGUGGAGGGCAAAUGAUUACAAUUACAUUUAAUUGUGACACUCAAUCUUUGUGUGACACGUGGACAAAUAAAAUACCUCCUCUCCGAACCCAUUUAGACAAAAAAAAAAAAAAUGCAUGAUUGAGUGCUUGUUGUGGGAACAUGUUUCUAUUAUUUAUGACUCGACUGGAUGAGAAAGUGUUUUUGGAGUGUGUGUAUAUCUCUUGCUCCGUGAGUAAAGUACUGAUUGUCCCAUAUUUGUUACCAUGAAGCGCUCUUAGACCUGUGAAUCUAUUCAACGAGCAUACUGGAAGAGGCUGUUUAGGGCUGUUAACAAAGACUCAGUUUAUAGUGUACCCUAAAGCAAACUACUGUGCACACAUGCAUGUGUGUGUCCGUGUUUAAAAAUGUGAUUUUAUUUUUAUUUUUUAUUUUUUUGCCCCCGCAUUAAAGUAUUAAUUUUUAA